Messenger RNA from Nestor notabilis (Kea), 993 nucleotides. RefSeq names its product arginyl-tRNA--protein transferase 1-like. Gene Ontology annotation, cellular component: cytoplasm. Gene Ontology annotation, biological process: protein arginylation. The annotation marks the transcript as partial. NCBI's taxonomy places the organism in Eukaryota, Metazoa, Chordata, Aves, Psittaciformes, Psittacidae. The transcript has 7 exons. Gene Ontology annotation, molecular function: arginyl-tRNA--protein transferase activity. The record is from RefSeq and is a predicted model, not a curated record.
AUGUGGGCACAUUCAAUGACAGUUCAAGAUUACCAGGAUCUCAUAGACAGAGGAUGGCGAAGAAGUGGAAAAUAUGUGUACAAACCCAUCAUGAAUCAGACGUGUUGCCCUCAAUACACAAUAAGGUGCCAGGCUUUGCAUUUUCAGACCUCCAAAUCUCACAAGAAAGUUCUGAAGAAAAUGCUCAAAUUUCUUUCCAAAGGAGAUGUUUCGAAAGUAGUGAGUGAAGAAGAGCCUAUGGAUUCCCAUAUAGACAAUGUGGUCGCCUGCGAUUUUGCCUACAAAGGUGAAUCUCACAUCAGUCAGUCUGAACUGACUCCCCUGAGCGUGGAUCACACUGAGAGGGUGGAGAAUGAAGAUGAGGACCCAGGAGAAAAGAAAGAAGAGGGGAAUGUGCAGAAGGUGGAAUUGGAUUCUCUACAGCUUUGUGCAGAUAAAGAGACACCAGUCCCUGGAGAACCUUCGCAUUCGGCUAAAGUUGCUCACGCACCACCUAAGCCAGGGAAAGGGGCUGACCUGAGCAAACCCCCGUGCCGAAAGGCAAAGGACAUACGGAAAGAAAGGAAACUGCAGAAACUCCUUCAGAACCAGAUGUGCACAGUGGAAGGCUCUCAGCUUCAAGCAGCAGACCCUGUUUUACUCUUACAAAACUCUAAAUCUAAACCAAACCAACCUAAAACCAUUGAAGACUUUGUUUUUGUCUCUUUACCUGAUGAUGCACAACACAAAUUAGAGGUGAGGGUGGUGAGAUCAUCUCCACCAAGUUCACAGUUCAAAGCCACGUUUCAGGAAUCUUACCAGGUCUAUAAACGUUACCAGAUGGUUAUUCACAAGGACCCACCUGAUAAACCAACUAUAAAUCAGGUGAGGUUAGUACCCGUCUCCUUUGAGGACCCCCAGUUCAAAUCAUCCUUCAACCAGUCAGCCACUUUAUUUGCCAAGUAUCAGAUGACUGUACACAAGGAUACACCUUCUGAGUGUGGUGAGAACGAG